Pleuronectes platessa (European plaice) is the source of this 1660-nucleotide messenger RNA. RefSeq names its product thioredoxin domain containing 5 (gene txndc5). Gene Ontology annotation, biological process: protein folding. Lineage: Eukaryota; Metazoa; Chordata; Actinopteri; Pleuronectiformes; Pleuronectidae. The coding region runs from base 72 to 1307 and encodes 411 amino acids. Gene Ontology annotation, molecular function: protein disulfide isomerase activity. The record is from RefSeq and is a predicted model, not a curated record. The transcript is spliced from 10 exons. Gene Ontology annotation, cellular component: endoplasmic reticulum.
UCUUUUUUUUUUUUUACAGUACACCAGCAGGGACACACACACACACACUCACACACACACACACCCUCACCAUGGCUCCUGCACUGAACCGCACACCGGCGUUGUUGUCGUGUAUUUAUUUAGCUUCGCUGCUUUUCUCCGGUGUGUUCUGCGACGCGGAGGCAGAAGAAGAUGAACACGCCAAGCACUCGUACACGGUGGAGAUGUUCAACGAGGCGGUGCCCACCGCUCCACACUUUGUCAUGUUUUACGCCCCGUGGUGCGGCCAUUGCCAGAGAUUACAGCCGGCAUGGAAUGAACUGGGAGACAAAUACAACAGCAUGGAUGAUCCUCAGGUGUACGUGGUGAAGGUAGACUGCGUCCAGGACACCAAGUUCUGCUCCAAUGAACAUGGAAUUAGAGGCUACCCCACGCUUAAAUUGUUCAGGCCAGACCAGGAGGCAGUGAAAUACCAGGGGUCCAGAGAUCUGCAGUCCAUGGAGACGUGGAUGCUGCAGACACUCCAGGAGCAGCCUGGGGAACCAGAGACUGAACUGGAGCCCCCCAAAGCCCCAGAGCCCAAACAGGGCAUGUAUGAGCUCACUGCUCUGAACUUCAAGGCCCAUAUAGCCAAAGGUGCUCAUUUCGUUAAGUUCUUUGCUCCGUGGUGCGGCCACUGCAAAGCCAUGGUACCAACCUGGGAACAGCUGGCCAACACCUUAGAGCACACCGAUGAUGUCAAGAUCGGGAAGGUGGACUGUACACAGCACUAUGAGGUGUGUUCUGACAACGGAGUGCGGGGGUAUCCCACACUGCUCUUCUUCAACAAUGGCCAGAAGACGGAACAGUACAAAGGAAAAAGAGACUUGGACUCUUUCAAAGACUUUGUGGACAAUCAGCUGAAGGCUGCCACUGCUGAGGAGCCAGAGCAGGAACCAAGCGACGAACAAAUGGCAAACGAGAUCCCCACCGAUGAGCCGGCCAAAGAGGAGACCAGCGUGUUGGACCUGACAGAGACUAACUUUGAUGAGUCAGUGGCAAAGGGCCUCACCUUUAUCAAGUUCUAUGCUCCAUGGUGCGGCCACUGUAAGAAUCUUGCUCCAACAUGGGAGGAUCUUUCCAAGAAGGAGUUUCCUGGAUUCACUGAUGUCAAGAUAGCCAAAGUGGACUGCACCGUUGAGCGCACGCUCUGCAACAAGUAUUCUGUACGAGGUUACCCCACGCUGAUCAUCUUCAGGGCAGGGAACCAGGGAGACGAGCACCACGGAGGACGGGACCUGGAGAGCCUGCACAGCUUCAUCAUGAGGCAGGCGAGAGACGAGCUGUAGAAAAACUGUGAAGUCCGCGCCCACACUGCAUAUCUGACCAGUAGGACACCACUCUCUCUCUCUCGCUCGCUCUCAUACAGAAGCAAGCUCUCCCUUUAUCUCUCUCCACUCGGGUUUGGUGGUCUGCUCUAUCUCCAGUGUUCAAGGAGAGAAUGAUUCGGUUUGGGAUCUGAUGUAUUUGUCAUUGCUGUUAUUCAACCUCAAGUCUCCUAAUGGGGAGAAUAAUGUUUCAGUUGGGUCUGCACAUGAAGUAAUACUGUGUCUGACAUUCACUUGCUGCAAGCACUGCUCAAUUGAUCGGAAACCAGAAUUCCUCAGACAGGUAAUGUUUAUUAAAAAGGUAACACUGAAAA